Arachis ipaensis is the source of this 1200-nucleotide messenger RNA. The record is from RefSeq and is a predicted model, not a curated record. NCBI's taxonomy places the organism in Eukaryota, Viridiplantae, Streptophyta, Magnoliopsida, Fabales, Fabaceae.
AUGUUAGCAUUAGCAGCGGCAAAGAAAUGGCAUUUGAAACAGCUGGACGUCAACACUGCCUUCCUUCAUGGAGAUUUGGACAAGGAAGUUUAUAUGAAGAUACCACUCGGUUUGCCUGUGUCACAACCAGGUUUGGUUUGUAAAUUGCAAAAAUCUCUAUAUAGGCUUAAGCAAACAAGCAGGCAAUGGAACAUUAAGCUCACUCAGACUCUUGUGGACGCUGGUUAUAAGCAGUUUUUUUAUGAUCAUUCACUCUUCAUCAAGAAACAAUCUGAAAGCUUCACUGCCAUUCUAGUAUAUGUUGAUGACUUGGUUUUAACCGGGAAUGACAUUGGUGAAAUCAAUUCCAUCAAGCAAGAUUUGGAUGACAAAUUCAAAAUAAAGGAUCUUGGUGAUCUCAAAUACUUCUUGGGAAUGGAAGUAGCACGCUCUAACUCUGGAAUUCACAUUUAUCAGCGAAAUCAGAAACUCUCAAAGGAAUCAGGUACCAUUUUAACAGACAACACUGUUUACAGACAGCUCAUCGGCCGACUCCUUUACCUCACAAACACUAGACCCGAUAUCUCUUAUGCUGUGGGACGUUUGAGCCAAUUUUUGGACUGUGCAACCACUUCUUACCUACAUGCUGAUUUUCGUGUACUCCGAUAUUUAAAAGGCCGACCUGCAACUGGUCUCUUCUUCUCCUCUACUUCUAAUCUGCAUCUCACUGGAUUUGCCGAUGCUGACUGGGCUACUUGUGCCAAUAGUCGUCGCUCCGUUUCCGGAUAUUGCUUCAUGCUUGGGAACUCGCUCAUUAGCUGGAAGAGUAAGAAGCAAACCACAGUUGCCAAGUCCUCUGCAGAAGCUGAAUAUAGGUCUCUUGCUGUUGCCACUUGUGAAGCUAGUUGGUUAUCUUUCUUAAUGGAUUUCAUUGGCUUGCCGCUUCAAAAGUCUAUCACUCUAUUAUGUGACAACCAGUCAGCUAUUCACAUUGCCAAUAAUCUCAUCUUUCAUGAAAGAAAUAAACACAUUGAAGUGGACUGCCACAUUGUUCGUGAAAAGCAUUUGUCUGGUCUCAUUCAUCUUAUGCCAGUUCGUUCCAAGGAUCAACUUGCUGAUUUUCUUACCAAAGCUUUGUCACCGGGUCCUUUUCUUGCUAAUGUUUCCAAGCUAGGAUUGUUAGAUUUACACAAUUCUAGCUUGCGGGAGGGUGUUACCUAG